Zingiber officinale is the source of this 1183-nucleotide messenger RNA. RefSeq names its product protein FATTY ACID EXPORT 1, chloroplastic-like. The transcript is spliced from 7 exons. The record is from RefSeq and is a predicted model, not a curated record. NCBI's taxonomy places the organism in Eukaryota, Viridiplantae, Streptophyta, Magnoliopsida, Zingiberales, Zingiberaceae. Gene Ontology annotation, cellular component: membrane. The coding region runs from base 215 to 961 and encodes 248 amino acids.
AAAGGAAAUCGGCAAAUAAGCUUUGCUUCGACUGCACGGCGCCGCCCUUGCAGUCUUCUCUAUCCAGAAACACCGACGCCGGCAUCGCCACUCCCUACGCGACGACGAAGCCGCUCACCUCGAGCACGUGUCGCCUCUUCUCGGAUCGCCGGCUCGAUAGCUCCUACCCUCUUCUCCUUCGACCUUUGUCGAAACUGUCGCUGCUGGAAGAUCGAUGGCUUUCGCCCAGAUUAAUUGUCUUGCGUUGGGAAUGAGAACGAGCAUGAAGCCAUCCUUAGGCGGGAUUCGCCCUUUACCACUGUUGCGUAGGUUUUCUUCUCCCGAUCUUAUGGAGCAGAGGGCCAAGUGGUUCAGAGUUCCUGCCGUUAGGGUUUCCAACGUCAGCAACAAAAAGCUUUUCGUUUCCAUGUGCGUCAAUGGAAGUAGCUCUCAGAGCAAUUUAGAGGCUGAUACUGCUACAAUUUAUCCAGAGGAUAAGCUAGAUAAAACUGAGUCUAUUGAGUCUAGUCCAGUUGUGGAACUAGUCAAUGAAAAAACAGGUACUGAGAUUCAUCAUCAAGAAGAAGCUGUCAUCCCAACCCAAAGAAGUGCAAGAAUACAUGAUUUUUGCUUGGGAAUCCCCUAUGGUGGAUUUCUGUUCUUUGGUGGGUUGCUUGGAUUUGUUUUCUCCAGAAAUCCUACAGGUUUGAUAUUUGGUAGUGCUAUCUCAGCUCUGAGUAUAUUUAGUCUAAUGGUUUGGAGCGCUGGAGGAUCCAGCAUACCAUUCAUUUUGGGUCAAACAGCAUUUUCUGUUGCGUUUCUCUGGAGGCAUUUGCAGUCAUUCUCCUUGUCAAAGAAGCUCUUCCCUGCAGUAUUCUACAUAGCAUUAAGCGCUGCAAUGAUCUGCUUCUAUGCGUAUGUGCUCAUCUCCGGUGGAAACCCACCGCCAAAGAAGUUAGCAAAAGCUCGAUCGGCGCAGUAACCACCACAAAUUAAUACUAAAACUACUAGAGCUUGACGAUGCUGCAGAAUCUAUGGUUUUGAUAACCCAAGAGCACAGGGAUUAUAUAGCGGAAAAUAAAAUUCAUUAUGACAUAAAUACAAACUUGUUACUGUGGUUAUGAUAGAAUAUUUUUUUAUAAUAUCUGCUGAAAUAAUUUGAUGCAUUUGGUAUAAAAAGUCUAUUUCAUGGGUGCGGUUCAAA